AGACAGAGUUGGCGGAAGCUACUCUUGAACCCAACCGCUUCUCUCGCAGAGGUGUGUGCUGUUAAACAGGUCUCGUGUUGGUCUGUAACCCGGGGACAACAGGACGUAGAAAGCAGGGAGUAGAGAGAAGAGAGAGCGCGUGGAAAGCAGAAAAAUGCCACACAAUUUCCAGCCAGGGGACCUAGUGUUCGCCAAAAUGAAGGGAUACCCCCAUUGGCCAGCUCGGAUUGAGGAUGUAGCAGAGGGGGCCGUGAAGCCUCCUCCUAAUAAGAUCCCCAUCUUCUUCUUUGGGACCCACGAAACUGCAUUCCUUGCGGCGAAGGACCUCUUUGCCUACGAGAAGGGCAAAGAACGAUUCGGGAAACCAAACAAAAGGAAGGGCUUCAACGAGGGACUGUGGGAAAUCGCAAACAACCCGCAUGCCUCGUACAGUGGGCCCCCGGGGGCCAGCUCCUCUGACAGUGAUGAAGGAGCCAAUGAAAACGCAGGAGGGAGUGAGGGUGAGGAGGAGGAAGACGAGGAGGAGGAGGAGGAGGAGGAAGUGGUGGUGCCCAGGAAGGCAGACUCAGGAAGUGAUGUCGAUUCUGACUCUGGAAGCGAAGACCAAAGAAGAGGAGGAGGAGGAGGAGGAGGAAGAGGAAGAGGUGCAGGAGGUGGAGCAGGACGAGGAAGAGGAGGAGGAGGAGGAGGAGUAAAGAGGAAGGCCCCUGCCCCUGCCCCUAAGCGGCCGCCACAGAAGCGAUCGCGCGGAUCCUCCAGCGAGAGGGACCGGGAGGACAGCGGCUCUCCCUCCGAGCCAGAACCUUCUGCCGGCUCAGACUCCGGCGAGGACAGUGACCAGGACUUCACCCCGGAGAAGAAGCCUGUGGCUUCAGGAGGAAAGAAAGCAGUGGCCAGAGGCAGAAAAAAGAAGCCGGCUUCAGAUUCUGACUCUGACUCGGGGUCUGGCUCAGAGAGGGCUCAAAGGAGCGAUUCGGAGGAGGACCAGAAGCCGCGGCCGGCGCCCACUGGAUCCGAGUCACAGUCCAGCUCCAAUUCCGAUUCCGGGUCCGACCCACCGCCUCGGAAGACCCCCCAGGGGCGCAAGAAAGCCGCAGAGAAGCCGGCCCCAAAGCCUCGUGCACGCAAACCCAAACCGGCCCCGGCCAGACGGUCCCCGUCGUCCUCGGACAGCGACAGCGACAGCGAGCCGGACCGCAUCAGCGAGUGGAAGCGUCGGGACGAGGAGCGCCGCCGGGAGCUGGAGGAGCGGAGGAAGCGGGAGGAGGCGGAGGAGCUGAGGAGGCUCCGGGAGAGGGAGAAGGAGGAGGAUCAGAACAGGAAGAAGGAGAGGGAGAAGGGCGGAGGGAGGGGCAGCGGCAAGAGCAGCGGCAGGAGCAGCGGGAGCGGCAGCAGCUCGGACGACGAACCGGACGACCACCCCUUAAAGAAGAGCAAGAAGCCCCCGCCUCCACCCAUCCCUGCCCCCUCCGACUCGGACUCUUCCCCUCCUGCUGAGGUGAAGAAACCCGCCAAGCGCCCGGACAGCCAGAAGAAAGAGCGGUCAAGGAAAGAGAAGGAAAUCAAAGCUAAAAAAGAGAGAGCGCUGAAAGAGAAGAAGGCUCGGCGGAAAGAGCAGAAGCCUCGUUCAAGGCCCAAGCCCGAGGCGACCAAGCGGAAGGCGGAGAGAGCCCCGGAGAAACGUGCGGAGAAGAAAAAAGAGCUGUCCCCAGAGGAAAAGCUGCAGAAACUCCACUCAGACAUCAAGUUUUCACUCAAGGUCGACAAUCCAGACAUUGAGCGCUGUCUGCAGGCCUUGGAAGACCUGGGGUCAGUGCAGGUAACCAGCAAUCUCUUACAGAAGAACGCCGACGUGAUCGCCACACUCAAGAAGAUCCGGAGGUACAAGGCCAGCAAUGCGGUGAUGGAAAAGGCCAGCCAGGUCUACAACAAACUGAAACUGCAGGUUCUGGGCAAACCGGACGCCACGCCGAAACCUGAGCCUGACUGCAAGGCCCAGGAAGGGGACAGAAAAGAGCAGCAAAACGCAGAUACAACACCUGUGAAUGGAGAGUCAGAGUCUCAAGAUAAAGAAGACAGCCAAUCAGCAUACAUUACCAAGUCACCUGACCAGGAUAAUAAUAAGGACCAUGAAGCCUCACCCCACAACAGCCCAGUGAGCCCAGCUGAGGAGCCGACGCACUCUGAUGAUGUCACAGACCCACCGUCCGCAGAGAGCUGAAGGAAGCGGAGUCUCGAGAGUAAAAUAGUUCACAGCAAAUGAACUGAGAGAGCUCUAACCGACUCUAUCCCGGCGCUGUGCCGACGUCGACCUUUUUAUCAAUUUAUACAUUUUCUUUCGUUCGGACUUUUAUACAGCACCUGCAAGCCCCUUCCCCUUUCUUUGUCCUCGUUAUCAGCUUCGAGCCAGCGGCUCCCCUUCACGUUGUAUAUAAAUUGAGGGGAUGAGUACCGAGCACUUUUGACUUUUGAGAGAACGUGCGAGAGAUGAAGGGAGCUGUGUCAUGAAUGUCUCGGUCUUUACUGUUCCAGUUGUGCUGUUACAGCACUCCUGCCAAUGUGUGAGGAGUGUCUCUGUUGACUAUGUCAUAAGAAAAAAGAAAAAAAAAACUCUGAAGGAGUAAAGGUUUGUUUGGACCAUAUGGAAUGGAUUUUGAACAUUUCUUUAUUGUGAGCUUUGUCUUUGUCCUUUAAAUAUUACUUUACUAUUUUUAAAGGCUGGUGGUUGUUACACAGUCCGUUCUGACCAUGAAAGCAAGCUGUUAAGUACACCUAGUUUCUCUAUGUUCAUAUUAUUGCCAUUUACUGCAUUACUCUUCCUUUCUACAGAAUGCUUGUUGUUUCUGGUUUUCCUUUCUUCUCACCAAUCAACUGGAGCAUUAUUGAAAUUUGCUGGAUUUUCUUUUCUUUUUCAAAAGUGGUGUUACUGCUAUAUAACGCUGAUACUUUUAAACAAUCACUAGGUGCAAAUUGAAUAAAAAAAUGUCAGUAUGGUAGUCCCAGUACUGGACUGAGUACCAUUUAAACAUUGAAA
Messenger RNA from Conger conger (European conger), 3034 nucleotides. RefSeq names its product hepatoma-derived growth factor-related protein 2-like. Gene Ontology annotation, molecular function: transcription coregulator activity; double-stranded DNA binding. Gene Ontology annotation, biological process: regulation of transcription by RNA polymerase II. NCBI's taxonomy places the organism in Eukaryota, Metazoa, Chordata, Actinopteri, Anguilliformes, Congridae. Gene Ontology annotation, cellular component: nucleus. The transcript is spliced from 16 exons. The coding region runs from base 155 to 2221 and encodes 688 amino acids. The record is from RefSeq and is a predicted model, not a curated record.